CGAAUAACUAGAGUUGUGUCAGUGUUGACAAUUAUCAGAUAGUUCUGCUCAUCUUUUAAACAAUACAUUUGUCGUCAACGUAGCACGUUUCUGUCUUAUCGGAGUACCUUUCGCUAUCAGCUAGGCUAUGUUAGCUUGCUUGGUUUUGUUGAACUUAUUGGGUAUAUUUCGCUGCGUGGUCGACGUUAGCAGUGUUUGGCUACAGGGGCUACCCAUCUAUGGAGGACUAGUUGGUUAGCUAACAGGUGCAUAUUUGCCUAGCUCUACUGCUGAUCGCUGCAUUUUGGUUUGCAGUCAGGGUUCGUGAUAAUGUAUCUUUUCGCGGGGAUAAUAGUGACUUGCACAUUAUUAUCGCUCGCGCACUGUUCUCCCCAUUCUCGAGUUUUUAUUCACCCCACCUCACGAGGCCACCGAGUUGCCAUGGCGAUUGUGGAGAGCCAAACCGUUGCAAACGUUAGGCAGUUCACUAGUUAACUAGUUAAUACCGCUAAUCGUCCCACGGCAGUACCCAACCAAUAUUUUAUAGGGCGUGUCGUGAUUGAUCGGUUUACUUUUUGGUGUCGAUAGCAGCAGCAGCAGCUGCUGCUAAGUUACCCUAAGCCUCUGCGCGACCGCAGGGACAACAAUGCCUUGGCUGCUACUAACUUCUCUAGUAGCUAUCUAGCUAGUGGCGCUGCGCAGUCCUGAGCCCGGGAAGAGCCGCGGGCCCAUAACUUUCACUGGUUCCCCUUAGUCACUCAUAGUGUUGACCGACUAGGGAGAGAAAUCUCAUCGGCGCAGGGUAAAGAACGCUCUUAAUAGAUCGGCGACUGUAAGCGGUUGACAUGGCAACAGGGGGCACGUCUUUUGAUGAUUCAGAAGAGCAAGAACUGCACAACUGGGCCAAUGGCAGUCUGGAGGACAGGCUUAAUAACAUGGACUGGGGCGUGCAGCAGAAAAAAGCCAAUCGCUCCUCAGAGAAAAACAGGAAGAAGUUCUCUGCUGCAGUGGCGGAGAGCCGGCUGACCAAUGACAUCUCUCCGGAGUCGACACCGGGGGCGGGUCGCAGAAGGGCUCGCACCCCGCACUCCUUUCCCCAUGUCAAAUACACCACCCAAAUGUCUGUCCCAGAGCAGGCGGAACUGGAGCGACUACGCCAGCGCAUCAACUUCACCGACUUGGAUGAGAGGAGCGUGGGCAGUGACUCCCAGGGCCGCGUCACCGCUGCCAACAACCAGCGGCAACUGCCGGGAGAAAACAAGAAGCCCUACAACUUUCUCCCACUGCACGUCAACACCAACAAAAGCAGGGAUCUCCUCGCUGCCUCUGGCUCCGCCUCUACCCCCGCCACCCCGGCCAGUUCUAAGCAAGCCAAGAAGCAGAGCCCUGGGUUCAGGGACUCCUUCGGGCCCCUCUUCCCUAUCAUAGAGCCAAUACCCGGGCUGCUGGAUAGUGCUGCAGCCGAGCAAAGCCCCCUGGCUCACAGGCAGUAUGAGAGGGGAGAGUCCUGCGUCGACAGCAGCCAGGUGGUUGGCAAGCUGGUGCAGAUCCGGGAGUACAUUGGCAAAGCCAGCUCCAUGAGGGACGACCUACUGGAGAAGAAAGAUGUGCCGGCCAACGUGGAGCGCCUUUCCCAACUCAUCCAGCACCUCAAGGAGCAAGAGAAGUCCUAUCUGCGCUUCCUGCAGAAAAUGCUGGCUCGGGAGAACGAGCAGGACGAUGCGGGGACCCUUGACUCAGCCGUGGGGUCUGGUUCCCUAGCAGAGAGCACCUCCCUCAACAUGGAGAGCGGCAGCGGGCCGGUACCGGCACAGGGGGACCAGAAGGAAGAGCUGGAGAACCUGCGCAAGCAGCAUGAGCUCCUGAAGAAGAUGUUGGAGCAGCAGGAGCAGCUGCGCGCGCUACAGGGCAGACAGGCCGCCCUGCUGGCCAUGCAGCACACCGCAGAGCAGGCCAUCGCCGUCAUGGACGACACCGUCGUUACAGAAACCACUGGCAGCGUGUCAGGUGUGAGCAUCACCUCAGAGCUGAAUGACGAGUUGAACGACUUGAUCUCGAGGUUCCACAACCAGCUCCACGACUCUCAGGUGAAAGCCGUUCCGGACAACCGCCGGCAGGCAGAGAGCCUGUCCCUCUCCAGGGAGGUGUGCCGCUCCAGAGCACCGAAGCCCGCCACCGGGCCGCCUAAGCACAGGCCCCUGCUGCACUCUGCCUCUGGGCCUCACGCGGGCCUGGCGAGCGGCGCAGCUACCGCGCCCAAGCUCACCGUGUUCCAGGAGCUACAAGACAAGAAGCAGACCAUGGACAAGAUCCUGCAGGAGCUGCACUCGCUCCGGGACCAGACCCUCAACAACAACUCUUGCCCCCGUAUGUCUACCCAGCGCAGUCUGAGCAUGGGGAGCUCCACGGACUACGUCUCCGCCCUCUGUACCAACGCGGCCUCCACCUCAUUCCAGCCCCCGAUCCCUCAGCACCAUGAUGCCUCCACCUCCACAGACAAGCUCAGGAAGCUGAAGGAAGUCCACAAGCGUCUGAACGAGCUGCGGGAGCUGGUGCAGUACUAUGAGCAGACCUCAGACAUGAUGGUGGACACUGUGAACGAGAACGUGAAGGAGGACGAGGACGAGGAGGAGGAGGACGGGACGGAGGACGGUUCUCUGUUUGAUGCCAUGUCUGAUUCUGAACAAGAGAACCGCCGCCUCAUCGCCAACAUCAGUGGUAACUGGUCCGACCUGAACACUCUGACCGGCAAUGUCCGAGGGGUCCAAGGCAGCGGCGGCGCCAACAACCGUGACGGCAGGCUGAACACGGCGUGCGAGAUUAACAACCGCUCGGCUGCUAACCUGCGUAGCCUCAACAUCCCCUCCGCUAUAGAGUGUCAGUACAACCAGGCUAAAGACGACAGCGAAGAGGAUGAAGAUGAGGAGGAGGGCGGUCUGGGACAGGGGGCCGGGGCGCAGGCCGCGGGUGUGGAGAGCGAGGUGUCGGGGUCCAGCCGUAGGAGCAGCCUAGGGGGGGGGACUGAAUUUGCGCAGAAGGUUCACCGGCUGCAGUCGGCAAAGCAGAAACUGAGUCAGCUCCAGGAGCUGGUGGCCAUGGUGCAGAGCGACGACACCGACGGCACCACGGCCAACGAGGACGAAGCCCCGCAUCAGCAACCCAACAACACCAGAGACCACGUGGUGUUCCGGACCGGCGCCAGCAAGAAUACCGUGCUGUCUGAGAGGGAAAGGGAGAAGCUGUACGAUGAGAAGCUCCGGCAGCAGCAGCAGGAGUUGAAGCAGCUCCACGACGAGCGCCAGAGACUCAUGGACAUCCAGGGCAUGAUCCAGGACCUGGAGUGGGUGUGUCCCGACCUCCAGUCAUCCACGUCGAGCAUCCCCAGUGUGCAGGGACUGAUAAAGAAACUCCCAGCAGCUGCGUCCACUCCAGCCCCCACAAAACCUAAAACGUCCUCCGGCCAUCACACCAACUCGUCUAUGCUCAAUGCCAAAGCUCCAGAAGCUGCUAACACCGCCGUCGCCGACAAGGAGCUGUGGACAGAGAUGCGGCGCCGCCAGAUCCUGAAGGAGGAGCUACGGGAGCGCCGGAAGCAUCUGGAGUCCCUGAUGGCGGAGCAGCAGAGACGCAGCGGCCACGCCCACUCCCCCUGCAGGAGCGACCACCAACAGGCACUGCCCCUCAGCCGGGACGAGAGGACUAUGGCCACAUGGGGAGGCUCCACCCCCUGCCACCUUGAUGAAGACUACCGCUCGGAGAGCGCUGGGGCUGCCGGCGAUAACGAUGAAGGCGGAGCCGAGAGCAGCUCAAGCAGCGACGUCCACAUUUAUCCCGUAAACAGGAAUCAACGCUCCUUCAAGAACCAGGGAAGUAACCUGAAGCCCCCGGCCGCCUUCUCGGGCGUGGAGGUCAGCGGUCCCAUCACAGUGCGGGCCAAGGCCCGAGCCAACCACACGGCCCCCAGCCCCAGGCAGAUCAAGGUGGCCAACCAGUCGGGCAGCCAGGCCGCCGGGGCCACACGGCGCCAGGAGAACCUGCGCUGGGCCUCGGAGCUCUCUGUGAGCGAGGCUCCUCGCGCUCCUCCUCCACCUCCUCCUCCUGCCGCUCCUCACCUCAACCACAACCUCUGGCAGGAGCAGAUCAGCCAGCUGCAGAAACAGUUGGACCUCAGCAGCAACGUGUACCAGACGCUCCUGCACGACCAGCAGACCCAGUCCUACAUGCUCCAGGGCCUGCUGGCGGGGCAGUACAACGCCCUGCCCAACAACCUGGCGUCUCCACAGCUCCCCCUGGUCAUGCACCAGCUGAACCGGGGCUACACCCAGCUGGCCUGGCAGCACAACCACGUCCAAUGGCUGAAGCAGGUCCUGAACGAUCUGCUCCAGCAGCAGCAGCACACCUCCUCCUCCUCCUCCACCACCUCCUGCCCCGGGGCUCAGCAGGCCAGGGCCAAGUCCUCCUCCAUCCACGAGACCUCCUCCUUCUUCCCUGGCUCCCCCAGCCAGUUUCUGUUGUUCCCCUCUACCCUGCAUCCCCCAGGCGCUGGCUUCAACCUGCCAGGCUUCAACCUCAACCCUCUGUUCCCGCCCGUGAUGGUGGGCAGUCCCCAGGGUGCAGGAGCCUCUUCCAGCCCCCUGCAGCCUCAGCCACACCCCCUGCUGGACCCCAACACCACCGCCAAGACGGAGUACAUGAGCUUCCCCCCGCCCGUGCAGCGCUCCCCUGUGAACUCGUCGAAGGACAGCCGGUCCGCGGGCUGGGUGUUCGACAGAGCUCCUCCAGCCACCAACACCGUCCAGCACCCCUCACUCCACCUCGCUCCGCCGGCCCACCCCGAGGCCUCCCCCUCCCCUGGCAACGGGGACCAGCGGCGCCGCCACCGCCCGCCGCCCAGAGAGUUCGACCAGGAGUCCCAGGAGAGCUUCAGCAGCCUGCCGGACCCCGUGGAGCCCUCCACGGUCACCAAGCCCUUCAGGAUCGGACGCAAGGCCUCGGCCCAGGCCAGCCUGGCCUCGAGGGACAAGACGCCCAACUCCAAGGCCCGCUGCCGCAGGGGCAAGGGCCUCAACAAGACCAUCGGAGACCUUGAGAGUGACAGUGCAAGCAGCACUUCCGAGUUUGUCCAGAAGAGGGCACCACAGCCCCGUCAGAAGGAUCAGAACCAGAGUCUCCUGGACAAGUUGACUCAGGAGAAACUGGACAGCAAGAGCAAGCCUGGCAACAAGCCCAAUGACCUCUCCUCCGCCUAUGCUUGGAGAACACCCUUCCUCUCUAACAGAAUUGCAUGCACUGAAGCCCCAGGUAAACACCCGAGGGAUCCAUCAUUCCUCGUUGAUGCGAGCAGCGACUUCUCUCUGUUCGAGGCCCUGAGGGAGACCAUCUACUCGGAGGUGGCCACGCUCAUCUCCCAGAACGAGUCCCGCCCCCACUUCCUCAUCGAGCUGUUCCACGAGCUGCAGCUGCUGAACACAGACUACCUGCGCCAGAGGGCCCUCUACUCCCUUCAGGACAUUGUGACCAGACACCUGACAGAGGCCGGCAUGUCUGCAGACCAGCCUUCGUCCCUGGGCCCUGGCGCCUGGGCCACAGGCUCCCAGUCUGAGCUCACGCCCAGCGAGAGCAUGGGCACCAGCGAGGCUGAGUCGGAGAAGAACGUGAGAGUGAAGCAGGACUCUGCCAAGGCACGAGGCGAGGGGCGGUCUCUGGACGAGAGCACCAUGUCCACCUCCUCCAACCUGGAAGCUUUCGCUAACGAUGACCUCGGCAACACGGUGAUUCAUUUAGACAAAGCCCUGGCCCGGAUGAGGGAGUACGAGCGCAUGAAGCUAAGGGCAGAGUUUAACCACCGUUACGCCAACAGUGCGUCUGCAGAGAGCUCCGACGCCUCGCACGCAGAGCUGGCCUCGACUGCUUCUAGACCUACGCAAGGCGGAGCAUCCGGUGACGUACGAUGCCAACAGAUCGACACCCAGCAGCUGGAUCGACAGAUCAAGGCCAUCAUGAAGGAAGUCAUCCCCUUCCUCACGGAGCACAUGGAGGAGGUGUGCUCCCAGGAGCUGCUAUGGGAUCUGCAGCACAUGGUGAUCACCCUGUCCCAGCAGAACGAAGAGAACAAAGAGUUUGUCCGCUUCUUUCACAAGCAGCUGGGGGGCAUCCUGCAGGACUCGCUGAGUAAGUUUGUGGGGCGCGCUCUCAAGGACUGUGGAGAGGACCUCCUUGUGGAGAUCUCUGAGAUCCUCUUCAACGAGCUGGCCUUCUUCAGGCUCAUGCAGAGCCUGGACAACCACAGCGGGAUCCCCAUCACCAACCUGCACAAAUGGACCAGGGCCGGGCAGGCGUCUGAGACCAAGCACAGACCAGAGGAAGAGAAAAUGUCAGAAGGUGAAAAGGGCUUUUCUCUCCACUACCUGGACGAAGACAAAGACCAGGACGAGACAGAGCAGGACGGGGGCUCUGUGUGCCAGGUGACGUACCUGCACGCCGAGGAGAAGGAGUACAGCGGGAGCAGCGAAGCCUCAGAGGUGGAGGACCAGGACGACCCAGAGUCUCCCCUGCCUCUGUCCAUUAGUCUUUCCAAAGCCGAGACGCAGGCCCUGACCAACUACGGCAGUGGGGAGGACGAGAACGAGGAGGAGGAGAUGGAUGAGUUUGAGUCCGGACCCGUGGAGGUCCAGACCUCCUUACAGGCCGCCGCUGGUCUGGGGGAGCAGCCGGGAGCACCAGCAAAUGCUAGCCAGCAGGCAGAACCUGAACACGAUGGUUUUGACGAAAAUGAUGACCAAAGCGGCGGUUCUUGUGGUGAGACCUCUGAGACGGGACCCUCAGACGGAGAAGACCGUACCCUGCUGGGGAGCAGAGACCCUGAGAAGGGCUGUGGGGUGGAGACGGAGCUGGAGACAGAGCUGGAGGCUGAGGUGGAGACGGAGACGGAGCUGAGGGCUGAGGUGGCGGCAGAGGCAGGGGUGGAGGCAGACUCCCACACGCGCUCCUCCCACCAGCGGGAGGACUCCAAGGCCUCCAGCACCAGCAGCAGCGCUGACACAGACUCCCCCGUCAUGGUCAACGCGGAUGAGUUGGGUUCGGGGAACACCAGUCAGAAGUCGGACGAGGAGGACUUUGUGAAGGUGGAGGAGCUGCCGCUGCAGCUCAGCGUCAUGUGUGAGGAAGAGCUUCAGAAGAGGAUUGUGGACGAGCAGCAGAGCAAUCGUCUCUCCUCAGAGCUGGUGGCCGGCACCGAGGAGAUCACCGGGCUGGUUGGGAAUGCACAGGCUCUGAGAGAACCAGAAUCGAGCGGAGCACAAAGUGCAUGAAGAAGUUUGAUUUCAGUUUUUCCAAAGCACCUUGUUUUCUAUUUUUUUCUUUUGCAACACUAUACAUACACGUUAUGUUCUCGUAAUGUAUAAUUAGUUCUGUUUUUAAGUAUAGAUAAGCACUGGCGAGCACACAAUGGUAGCAGUGACCUUAAAAAGACACAUUAGUUCUGUAUUCUACUGUUCAGUUUUUAUUCAGACAUGAAUGUUGAUUUUCUUCAUGGCCGUGACCAAGUGAUUCUACACGCACAGUGAUUUGUUGCUCGUUUAGAUUUGUAGCACCCAAAUGCUGCUCUGUAGUUUAAAGAUGUAAGAAUCGGUUUGAAUCUUUAUAGUAUUGCCUUUUUGUUCGAUAUAUAUAGUAUUGCCUAUUUGUUAUUUGUUACGGGAUCACCCCUGAAAUGGUUUAUUUUGAUUGUAUUCUUCUUGUAUCCGUCCCCAUGGCCUUAUGAUUCUUCAGCUCCUGAGCCAUCUCUGCACUUUUCCAGAACUUCCGCUUCAAUAUAGAGUGGCGGUGCACCGCUACGACCGGCCUGGCUGCUAGUAUCUGUGCCUCCCCCUCCUGUAUUAUACGCUCGUGCCCCAAACAUUCUCCCUCAAGUCCUUAAUCUUUAUGAACAUCUAUUUUUGUUGUCUAUGGGUUAGUCAGAUUUUCAUGCAAGUAAAUCUAUACUGUAUAAGGUUUAAAUAAAAAAACAAUUUUUUGAAA
Messenger RNA from Gadus macrocephalus (Pacific cod), 7998 nucleotides. It is a transcript of the gene pcm1, whose product is annotated as pericentriolar material 1. Gene Ontology annotation, biological process: cilium assembly; microtubule anchoring at centrosome; centrosome cycle. The transcript has 40 exons. Gene Ontology annotation, cellular component: ciliary basal body; centriolar satellite; centriole. The coding region runs from base 825 to 7289 and encodes 2154 amino acids. The record is from RefSeq and is a predicted model, not a curated record. Lineage: Eukaryota; Metazoa; Chordata; Actinopteri; Gadiformes; Gadidae.